CCUCUCUCUCUUCUCGCUGAGAAAUGUCAUUUAAACUGUUUCGAAGUGUCCAUCUAACGCCAAAGACAGAGCUUUUGGUAUUCCUGAUCCAUCCAAAGACAGAGCUCAUAUGUGUAUUCUUCCUUUCUCACCCUAUAGAUGAUAAAACGUCAUCACUGAGGACUCAUAUCAGACUGGUGAAGAAAGUAAGUUUCAGAUCAGUAUGUGGCUCUUCUCCCGGUCCAAACAUGAUCCAUCCAAGGAUGAUCGCAAAACCACCAAGGAAAUUUCACGGCAUGGAAACGAAGAUGGCAGGGCACGUGAACAGAUUGAGAUUGAGAUUGCUAAGGCAAAGCAAGAAAGUUUGAAGCAAGAGGAGGAGAAGAGAAGAUUAGAAAAGUCAAAGCAAAAAGGCAAAACUAAGCAAGUGGAUGAUCAUGUGGAGGAUGAGAGACAAGUUAAGCCUUCCAAAGAUCAUGUGGAUGAGAAAGAUAUGAAUCCUCCUCCUAGCAUAUGCCGUGGUUGCAACUCUGCGAUUGAAGGUGGAAUAAAGUUUGAUGCCUUUGAUGUUCCUUGGCAUCCUCCGUGUUUUAUCCUUCAUUCUCAACAAUUGCCAAUUGCUACGAACAAGAUUCCAUGUUAUGUCUGUAAUAAGAAGAUUAAAAGAGAGUUCCAUGCUCAUCCGUUCUGGAAGGAGAUAUACUGCCCUGGUCAUGACGAUGACGGAACUGCCAAGUGUUGCAGCUGUGAAAGAUUAGAGUCUUAUGGGACAAAGUAUGUAAUGCUUCCAGAUGGUCGAUGGCUUUGUCGAGAAUGUAUGGAAUGCGCUGUAAUGGAUACUGUUGAAUGUCAUUAUUUACAUUUGGAAAUCCGUGAAUUCUUCGAAGGCUUAAACAGGAAGAUCCACAAAGAGUUUCCUGUUUUUUUAGUAGAGAAAGAAGUUCUGAACAUAGCUGAAAAAGAAGAGAAGAUUGACAAUCAUUAUGGGAUGGUUACUAGAGGUAUUUGCCUGUCUGAAGAGCAGACGGUCAAAAGUGUCACAAAAUGGCGAAAGAUGGGGCCUAACAAUCAGCUAAUUUCAGACAUGGUUUGGAAAUCUCAAAAGGUUAUAGGCAAGAGCGAGGUCACUGCAAUUCUCAUCUUAUAUGGACUUCCAAGGGUCCUGACUGGGUAUAUCUUGGCUCAUGAGAUGAUGCAUGCGUGGCUUAGACUCAACGGUUAUAAAAAGCUAAACAAUGUACUCGAAGAAGGAUUAUGCCAAGUCUUAGGCCAUAUGUGGUUGGAGCCUCAGACAUACGCCACUCCAGACGUAGUAGUAGUAGCAGCAGCAGAUGCAUCAACAGCUUCUUCUUCUUAUUCCCGAAAUCCUACAGCUAUAACCACAUCAAAGAAACGUGCGCCAUCUGGAUAUGAGAAGAAGCUCGUGGAGUUUUUCAAGUAUCAGAUAGAAACAGAUGAAUCACCAGUCUACGGUGAAGGGUUCAAGAAAGUUAACAAGAUGAUGGCCUCAAAUAAUUACAACCUUGAGGAUACCCUGAAAAAGAUCGUUAGUAUUGAAGGCGUGGUUGUAACUGGUUGUUAGACUCGAGCUAUGUUGAUGCAGACGGCAACAGAGGAAGUGUGUGACACAAGAGUUGAUACAGAAUAUAACAGAUGAGUAUGUGUAAGAAAAACGUCUCUUGUGACACAAGAAACUAGUGUUGAAGAGUGGUUGCAGAGAGAAAAAGGCCAUGUGGGCUUCGAGCUCAUAAGAGAAGUGACAUGGGCCUUGUUAUCAAAGGGAAGCCCAAGCAUGAGGAGCGUAGGGUUCUUGAAGCACAUAAAUAGAACGCAACUGGGAAAAGAAAAGGUUGCGCGUCUAGGGUUUAUCGAGAGAGGCACACAUGUAUGUGACGUUGCCCCAUCAAGAAGAUAGAGAGAUCUUUUGAUGGUUUUGUUGAAGAUCUAUACUUGUCGGAAAAGACAAUGAGUAGUAGUUCUUCUUUCAUUGUAAUUCUAGAAAAGAGUGGUGGAUGCCAUAUAGCAAUUGUAGGUUGCGGACUUUUCUAGUGAAUGGUUUCUGGACUAGGUCCGGGGGAUGUAGGUUAACCGAACCCCGUUAACAAA
Messenger RNA from Camelina sativa (false flax), 2085 nucleotides. The record is from RefSeq and is a predicted model, not a curated record. NCBI's taxonomy places the organism in Eukaryota, Viridiplantae, Streptophyta, Magnoliopsida, Brassicales, Brassicaceae.